CAGAAGUCAAGAGCCUCUUGGCCUUGGCUUUUAUUCCGAGGCAACUUGACUCCCCGAGUCACUCGCACAAAUAUCCUCCCCGCCCUCCCCACGACUCACAAUGUCGACGUUCACGGGUCGCCUCAAAGUGAAGAUCUGCGAGGCCAAGGAGCUACAGCUCACGGAGAGGAUGAAGCGAUACGUGGGCGUCCCGGGGGUCAAAUCCCCCCAGGAGCUGACCCUCGACCCCUACCUCAUCCUCGAGAUCAACGAGCGACAGAUGCACAAAACUUUGCCCAAACAGAAGACAUUCAGCCCUGUAUGGAAUGAAGUAUACGAGGACGUGGUGGUGGGGGGCACGGUGCUGGGGUUCAAGGUGUAUAAUAGACUGUAUUUCCCCUCACACAGCCCAAACAGAAGACAUUCAGCCCUGUAUGGAAUGAAGUAUACGAGGACGUGGUGGUGGGGGGCACGGUGCUGGGGUUCAAGGUGUAUAAUAGACUGUAUUUCCCCUCACACAGGGCCUGAGAACAAGGCUGACUUCUGGCUGGAGCUGGAGCCGUUUGGGUCGCUCCAUGUGUACAUGGAGUGGGUGAGCACGGAGGAGGGGUCGGGGGGCACGCCCCAGGUGGGGGUCCGACCCCUGCGGGAGUUCAAGGGGUUCGACCGACGCAGGGGCGCCAUGCGGCGACGGGUGCACCAGGUGUGCACGUGUGUGGUCCACAAACGCUGCCAUGAUCUUGUGGUCACGCGCUGUCCCGGCAACUUCAAGGAGAACAGGGACCACAAAGUGGACCCCAGACCCGGCACCACCAAGGGUCAACAGCGGUUCCAGAUCAACGUGCCGCACAGGUUCGCGGUGCACAACUACAAGCGCUUCACCUUCUGCGACCACUGCGGCAGCCUGCUGUACGGCCUCAUCAAGCAGGGCCUGCAGUGUCAGGGUGAGGGGUAUGUGAGGUAUGGUGAGUGGGGGCUUGAUAGGGUAAUGAGUGGGGUCCAAAGCUGGCAGCAGUACUCCAAGCAGCUGGCCGAGCUCAUGGCCGCCAUGGGCAUACGGCAGCCUGCCCAGGACUGGACCACACGGACGGUCUCUACGCGCCCCCACGAUGCCACGUCGACGACGGGGGGCGGCGUGGGGGGCGGGGGAGUGCCCUCUGAGGGGGGCGCUGACGCCUGCGCCUCAGUGGGGGAGGGGCCUGAGCGACAGCCGCUCUCUCCCCCCUGCGAGGGGGAGCGCGUGGGGCUGCAGGACUUCGUCUUCCUCAAGGUCCUGGGGAAGGGCAGCUUCGGGAAGGUUCUCCUCGCUGAGAAGAAGGGCACCGAUGAAGUCUACGCCGUCAAGGUGCUGAAGAAGGACGUGAUCCUGCAGGACGACGACGUGGAGUGCACCAUGACAGAGCGGCGCGUCCUGGCUCUGGCAGCACGACACCCCUUCCUGACGGCGCUCUACUGCGCCUUCCAGACCCAGGUACUGCCAGACCUCUGCCAGACCCAGGUACUGCCAGACCUACGGUGCUGUACUGCGCCUUCCAGACCCAGGUACUGCCAGACCCAGGUACUGCCUGGUACUACCAGACCCAGGUACUGCCAGACUCUGCCAGACCCAGGUACUGUCAGACCUNACGUACAGGUGGGCAUGUGGUGGAUUUGUGGGCAUGUGAUGGAUGGGUGGGCUGAUGAGGCUGGGGAGAGGAUGUGGGCUGGUGAGGCGGGGGAUGGACAAAUGGGUACGUACAGGGACCUCAAGCUGGACAACAUCCUGCUGGACGCUGAGGGCCACUGUAAGAUCGCCGACUUCGGGAUGUGCAAGGAGAACAUCAGGGGUGAGGGGUGCACCACCACCACCUUCUGCGGCACCCCGGACUACAUAGCGCCCGAGAUCCUGCAGGAGCUGGACUACGGGGCGAGCGUGGACUGGUGGGCGCUGGGUGUCCUCAUGUACGAGAUGAUGGCCGGCCAGCCGCCCUUUGAGGCGGACAACGAGGACGACCUCUUCGAGUCCAUCCUGCACGACGAUGUCCUCUACCCCGUCUGGCUCAGCAAGGAGGCCGUGUCCAUCCUCAAGGGGUUCAUGACCAAGAACCCGGCCCGCCGCCUGGGGUGCGUGGCGGGGGCGGGGGAGGCCGGGGGGGAGGCCGCCAUCCGCGCCCACAAGUUCUUCAAGGACCUCGACUGGGAGGCGCUAGAGGCGCGCCGCCUUAAACCGCCCUUCACGCCUAAAAUAGUGAGUACUGCGCCUUUAGAGGCGCUAGAGGCGUGCCGCCUUAAGCCGCCCUUCACGCCUAAAAUAAUGUGUAUAAGAGACAGGUCUACGUGCGGUCUGGGAAGGUCUACGUGCGGUCUAGGACGGUCUACGUGCGGUCUAGGACGGUCUACGUGCGGUCUGGGACCGGUCUAUGUGCGGUCUACGUGCGGUCUAGGACGGUCUACGUGCGGUCUGGGACCGGUCUAUGUGCGGUCUAGGACGGUCUACGUGCGGUCUGGGAUGCUGUGCUGUAUCUCUGG
Messenger RNA from Hyalella azteca, 2487 nucleotides. RefSeq names its product protein kinase C. Gene Ontology annotation, biological process: protein phosphorylation. Lineage: Eukaryota; Metazoa; Arthropoda; Malacostraca; Amphipoda; Hyalellidae. The record is from RefSeq and is a predicted model, not a curated record. Gene Ontology annotation, molecular function: ATP binding; diacylglycerol-dependent serine/threonine kinase activity.